Xenopus tropicalis (tropical clawed frog) is the source of this 1404-nucleotide messenger RNA. It is a transcript of the gene polr1d, whose product is annotated as RNA polymerase I and III subunit D, gene 1. The transcript has 3 exons. Lineage: Eukaryota; Metazoa; Chordata; Amphibia; Anura; Pipidae. The coding region runs from base 7 to 345 and encodes 112 amino acids. The record is from RefSeq and is marked provisional.
GCAGAAAUGCAGGAAGACGAAUUGGAACGGAAAGCUGUAGAAGAGCUUCUCAAAGAAGCAAAACGUGGCAAGAUCCGAGCUGAAACUAUGGGACCAAUGGGCUGGAUGAAAUGCCCUCUUGCCCCCACCAAUAAACGCUUUUUGAUUAACACGAUCAAGAAUACAUUACCAGCAAAGAGGGAAAAAGACCCCAGUACCAAGACUGAGCAGAAGGAAUCUGAGGAUCGUGGCAAUGAGAAAGGACAUUCAAGGAAGCAUAGGACACAUCCUUAUAAAAACAGUACCCACUCCCGGAAGGAGAAGAGCCACUCUCCGCCUCAUAGCAAGCACAACAAGGAAAAGUGAUACAAGGACAGGACCAAGAUGAGAGAGUGCAGGGGACUACAUGCAAUAGGCGUAAACUGUUAUUUAUUAGAAUACGAUACAAUGCUGUUGUCUAUGAGAAUAACAUUUAUGGGUAGGGUCAUACUUCUGCCAAGAAAUUUGGCUAUGACUGUUGCUUCCAAGUAAUUAUUUUACUGCCAGGAUUCCCCUUGAUCAAUGCACUUUCUACGUGUUGAGGAUACCUGGCAUUGAAAUGAGAGGAACCUUGGACUGUAAGGUUUCAUUUACACAUCUGCUUUUAACCUUGUUUUGUGGGAUCUGAUCUGAGCAAAAUGUUAUGGCCACCAAAUUCUGUGUUAGUGUUUCAUGUUAAAUGGCAUCUGAGAAAAUUGUAUGUAAACUGCAAAAUCUCAUAGAACCCCAGAAAACAGGACUAUCUAAUUUUAAGUUUGUUCAUUAUUUUUUUCAGUUUUAAGUUUGAUCAUUAUUUUUUUCAGCACCAAGAUAAGCGGAUGUGUAAAAGAGACCUUACAAUGAGUCUUUUACAGAUAAGCCUUGUUAGGAAGAGCUUUUUUUUUUUCUACCUGUUUUUGGCCAGAUUUUGUGUAUGUGUGUAUAACAUACAUGGAACAUUGCCCAUAUUUAAUUGUUUGCAAACCCCUGGUUUCCUGUGUCCUGUUUAAUAUAUAACACAGCAGGGCAGUUCUGUAUUUGUGGUCGAAUACAUCACAGGUCUAUACCAUGCUAUCUUCAUGGAGUGGCACAUUGAAACAUUCCAGGUCAUUUUUCUUAUUAACCCAAAAAUGUUGGACCCAAAUGCCCUCUGUCAUCCGCAGUAAGAAUUGCACCAGCAGAAGCCAUUUCAGGUGACCUGAAAAAUAUGGGCAUUUUAGCCCUUCAUGAGCUAUAAAAAUGUGAUGUUCAAAGCACCCAAAUGCAAACUAUGUGCCCUUGCCCCUAUACAGGGAUGGCAUUAUCUCUUUAUUUUAUAACAUACAACUCGUUUGCAUUCAUGUACUGCUGAUUUGUCUUAUAAGCACAGUCACUGAUAAAGACCACUAAAUAUUUUCUACUAAUUUA